AUGAGCGAUGGAAUUAGAGAUGAAGGCCUGGAUGCCUUCCGUGCGAAGAUGCGGACCUUCUUGGACGGAUCUGCAACUACGAGCUCGUGGACUCCACGGGCACGUGUAUAUCAUUUUCGCAGCUUUGGACAUCUAAACUUCUACGAUACUUUGAUGGUGGAGCCAGACUCGAAGCGUUCCUUUCUCGUGGAAUUCGUCAUCCGUUUCAGUGACGAUUCAGAGUCCUGCAGUGGCAGUGGCUGUGUGACGUCCCCACGAGACAUUAGAAUCGGCGACGUUGUGGAGCUCAUGUCUGGCCAGAUGGAUGAGAAGCUGCCUAAGCCGCCUUGCCACUUCACGGUCAAGGUCUCCAAGAUGCGCGUCUCUGAGCCUUGGACGGGCAUGUUUAUUGAAGCCUGCAGAGAGCGUGGCCAGGACGGCCUCGCUCAGAGGGAGGACGCUUGCAAGAGUCCUGUGGCCCGAAAGAGUUGCAGCCACCAAGCUUCCAAGUACGGGUUCCACCGUCCGGUCUUCCAUGAUGGUAUUGACCAGUCCUGGUUCGAGGACUUGGACCGGAUUAAUGAGCAGAAAGGUGACGAAAAACGACGACAGAAGCGGGAGGCUAGGAAGGCUGCCAAAGCCAAGUCGCUGCCAGAGCCCGAGCCACCAACUCUUCCCGAAGAAGGAGAUGAAGGAGAUCCGGGCGACGAGCCGCGCAUCGAAAUUGGGGCCACCGACGAAGAGCUGGACUUCUUGCAAAGCGUGAUCGAGGCUGAGAAGACGGGGGAUACGGCGGAUGCCGAGGAUCAAGAGGGCCUGCUGCGCACUGUUGUGGCAAUGAAACAGGAGUCUCGAAGACAUCGCAAGCCUCGCGCCCUGCUGCAGUGUCACUUUCCUCAAGCCGAUCGCCUGGCAGCGUACUUAGACGGGCAGGUGCUGUCCACCUGCACACGGGAUAGGCUGGUGAUGCUCUACUGGGGCGACGUCGACGUCGCGGAAGGGCACCAGGAUUGUUGUGAACGGGUCCUGGCCACGCUCUCAAGGCUGUACCAGCAACGCCAGGUCGAGGUUCUAGGGUCGGCCAAUCAGGCGGACAACUGCGAGGUCAGGGUUCCGGUGCACUUGCACUCCAUCAUCCAGCGCGUGUACUUUGCCAGCACCGAGCGCAAGGCACCCAGCCUUGCCGACUGCUGCGCGCAGUACCUCCAGGCUACUUUCGGGCAUCCACGCCGCGGAAUGGUCGACUCGGUGGUGGCCAAUGAAGUCUUCCAGGGCAAGUCUGCAGUAGCCGAGGUGCAAAGCUCUCUCUGGGAGUUUGUGCGCCGGGCACGCAACUUCAUUUGCUUUCCGCGGGAGAUUGAGGUGGCCCUGCACUUGGCCAUGGAUGCUUCGCCUUGGGGUGUUGUAUUCAGGUCACGGAGUGGGGACCCAGCAUCGGACUCUUCGCAUGGAAAGGAUCUGAUUUUGCAGAGAGGCCGUUGUGACAGCAUGGUCUACGUGGAUGGCUUGUUCUGGUGGAGCAAGGACGUGCCGCGCAUCCUGGUGCCUGAGAAAGAUCAAAAAGCGGUGCCCUCUGGUGCCUUCUUUAAACUCCUCGAAAUCAAAGAGCGCUACAAUUUUGACAAUCUUCACAAUCCCACGGCUGAUGGAAGCAGCGCGCCUAAGUUACUGCAGCGUGUCUUCACUGGCAGAAACCUGGCAUUGGAUGUUGGCGCUUCCCCUGGAGGUUGGUCAUAUUGCCUUGCCAAAGAGUUGGGCACGAAGUUGGUCAUUGCUUGUGAUCCGGCUGCCUAUAUGCAUCCGCUGGUUCGCGAACUCAUCGAUGCAGAACACCGCGACGACUUCCUGCCUCUCUUCAGGCCUGAAGAACAAACAGAAGAUGCUAAGCAUUUGAAGUAUAUUGCAGCCUGUCGGAAAGCCGGAACCAGUCCAGCCAUUGGGGCGGAGCUAUUACAAGGCACACAAGGCAGGGCCUCUGGAAGCAUCGUGCAUUGGCGUAUGCGUGGGGAGGAUGCCAUUUCAAAGCUUGAGGCCGAGCCGGAGCAGAGGAAGCUCUCCUUGUUUGUUUGUGACAUGAAUGACGGCCUAGAAAAUGCCUGCCAGCUACUAUACCAAGUACACGGCCGCGGUCUUUUCGAACCCCCAUGCCUGGCUGUGGUCACCUUCAAGAACACCUGCCGCUCCAAACGCGAAUUUCGUGAGCGAAAGCGUUCCAUGGUGGAUCGGCUGAAGCGGGAUGGCGUCCUGCACUGCAUACACGAGAUCCAUUUGUUUGCCAACACUCGAUUGGAGACCACAAUCGUCGGCCAAAUGCUUUGA
Messenger RNA from Symbiodinium natans, 2298 nucleotides. NCBI's taxonomy places the organism in Eukaryota, Dinophyceae, Suessiales, Symbiodiniaceae. The record is from the annotation of a GenBank genome assembly.